CGCAUUUUCAAAACAAAAAUUUUGUGUUCACAGUACCAAAAAAUGAUUUCUCACGUAACAGUAUUGGCUGUCUUACUGGUAGCAGCAACACACUGUGCAGCUGUAGAAUACGGAUUAGGACUAGGAGGACUUGGAGGAGGAUUGGGAGGAGGACUAGGAGGUCUCGAAUUGGGAGGCAUCGCUUUGAAAUCCGUACCAAUUCCGUACCAAUCCGUACCAAUUGCGAAAGCUGAAGUUAUCGACUCAUACUCUGUGCCAAAAUACGAGUUUAAAUACGGCGUAAAAGACGCUAAAACAGGGGACAACAAAGAGCAGUCGGAGGAGCGCGUGGGCGAUGUUGUUAAGGGGAAAUACUCAUUGGUGGAGCCCGAUGGCACGAUUCGCGUGGUCGAAUAUACGGCUGAUAAAGUUAACGGAUUCAAUGCAGUGGUGAAACGAAUAGGCAAAGCGUCUCACCCUCAGGUCGUUCAAAAGCAAAUCGCUUUACCUCUCAUUUCGAAAACUUAUCUAUCUGGAGGAAUAGGAGAACUGGGAGGAAUCGGAGGACUUGGAGAAAUCGGCGGAUUAGAGGGAAGGCUUGGAAAAUAUUGAAACCUUAUUUGACUGAUGUUUUAGAG
Molecule: messenger RNA, 617 nt
Organism: Phyllotreta striolata
Lineage: Eukaryota; Metazoa; Arthropoda; Insecta; Coleoptera; Chrysomelidae
Source: the annotation of a GenBank genome assembly